AUGUAUUUACUGGUUAUAUUAUUGUUAAUAAACUAUGCUCAAACUCAACAAGAUAUUUGUUCAUGUUCUUGUUGUAUUGGUGAAUUCUGUAGUCCAACUGUCCUUGGUACUUUUGAUAUACGAUCAUGUACGAUCGAGGCAUGCCGUCUACAAUGUCGCACUUCUUUUGCUCAAUGUCAAGCAGAUUAUCCUAAUGGUCAAGUUUUACCACAAUGUUUAUCGUAUGUUAGUCCCUCAUACAAUUGUCGAUGUGAUUGUUGUAAUACGGGUUCUACUACUUGUAUCCCCAUUUUUGUUGGUUAUAGUACUGCAUAUGUAUGCCAAUCAAGUGCCUGCAGUAUUUCAUGUACGACACAGUAUCCAAGUCAAUGUGUAUCAAAUCAGAAUGGACAAACAAUUGGUACGUGUACUGGUCCUAUUACAACAACAGCAACAACGAUAUCGACAACGACAGUUAGUAGAUCAACUAAUAGCCUUUGGAUAGGUCAUACUUGUUCAUGCAUGUGCUGUCAAUCGGGUCCUAAUUGUUCACCAAAUAUUGAAGUAGGCAUUACUACAACAUCACAAUGUUCAUCAUUGGCUUGUACAACAGCAUGUCAAAAUCAAUAUCCAUCAGUCUGUCCAUUGGUACUCAAUCUGGGUCAAACUAAUGGUACAUGUAUAAGUCAAAGUAGUGGAAAUACACGUUGUCAAUGCCAGUGUUGUGGAACGAAUGGAUGUCCAACUUAUGAGAUUAAUACAAAUGGAGAUUGUACAUCAUGUUAUACAUUAUGUCAACGACAAUCACUUUGCGGUAAUACGAAUACUGUAACAUACAGUUGCACUACAAAUAAAUCAAAAAUAUCAGUAGAAAUUUCUCUUUCAUUGAUUAUUUUUAUAUCCAUAAUUGUUUUACAAUAA
This is a messenger RNA of Rotaria sordida, 900 nucleotides long. NCBI's taxonomy places the organism in Eukaryota, Metazoa, Rotifera, Eurotatoria, Philodinida, Philodinidae. The record is from the annotation of a GenBank genome assembly.